AUGACUCAACAAUCUUGCUCAGACCUGGUGAACCAUCAUGAGCAAGAACCCUUCUACGAAGUUCCCAACAAAGCCAUAUCAUCCCCCAUACGCCACAAGUCACAACCACCUACACAUAACUAUACACACCCACUACCCCACAAUCGACCACAAACACGAUACAACCACUCUCACAAACAACCACUCUCACACAACCACGCUCACACAACCACUCUCACACAACCACUCUCACACGUCCCCGCCCUCCUUCAUAUCGAACCCAACACCACCACCACCAACACCAGUCGCUACCAUGAUACCCCAUUUUCGAUUUUAAACCGGGUUUUCCCCCCCAAACAAUCUCAUUAUCCGGUGUAGGCGCCAUUUUGUUUUCUCGAAAUAUCGAAAACCAGUCUCUACCCUCCCAUCUCACGUAUUUUGCUUUUGCUUUUCCACGGAAUGGCUUAUGUUAUGUAUACCCCCAAAGUAGGAAGUUCCACAGUCUUCUUAUGCACACACACGCACACACACAAGGAAGGGCAUGUUUUGUUAUCUGGAAGGCGUUUUGUUGUUCUUUAUUUAGCGUUUUGUUUUCCUACUUCAAAUCAAUCAAGUACAUCCAUUUAGCAGAAAGGGGGGAAACUGGGUAUAACUGGGAUCGAGAUCAUGUCCUGACAGGUGGAGGAAGAAAUGACUACAUUGUCCAACUGUUGAAAUGACUGAUACACCAGAUUUACAAGAUGGUUGAUAGUUUUCGAUUUUUGAUUCAAUAUGAUUGUUUUGACAAAAUGCUACCUACACUUGGAUAUUCCAUCUG
Messenger RNA from Podospora bellae-mahoneyi, 796 nucleotides. RefSeq lists its product as uncharacterized. NCBI's taxonomy places the organism in Eukaryota, Fungi, Ascomycota, Sordariomycetes, Sordariales, Podosporaceae. The record is from RefSeq and is a predicted model, not a curated record. Bases 1 to 357 code for a protein of 118 amino acids. The transcript has 2 exons.